UGGAAUUCACUUUGCUCGCAUCAUGUGGUUGCAUUGGCUGAUCUGGGGAUUUAUCUGGCUCCAAGCGGCUGAAGCCACGAAGUGGUACGAUGGAGGAUUAGAAUUUAAUCAUCCCUCUGCCUGGAUAGAUGACAUCUUGCCUUGUGCCCAGGAUUUAGUCGUUUUUCCGGAAUAUUAUCCAGCCUUGUUGCCCUUGCCCGAGGAUAUAUCUAUUGAUGGUUUAGUUUUCGCCAAAGAGGGGGCGAUUCUUCUGGCUGAGGAAUCUACCAUAACCUUUGGUUCAAAGAAAAAUUCCAUAUGUGAAAGUGGAGAGAAGAAAGCCUAUUUGAGGCCACCCAAGUCGAGUAAAUGGUUUGAUCCUGGCACCUGGACAGAUAAAUUCAACAAAGAUUUCUCCAGAUUCAUACCGGAACUUGAUAGGAUACCCUGCGAUGACGAGCAGGUUAUAAUUAAGGGUCACGGCCCAUUGGCUUUUGAUCUCGAAAACGUGCAGUAUCUGAGACUGGGCCAACUUAUCCUGGCUGGUUCCUCUAUUUCCAAAAUCUAUUUGGAACAACUCAUCACCAGAGAUUUAGGGCAGUUUUUAUUUCACAAUGCUCAGGCUGUCCAAGUAGAGUAUUAUAGAGGAGAACUCUGUGGCUGCCACAAGGACUUCGAACGAUUGCUGGAGCCCGUUUGCCACAAUGUUCAGGAGCAGUGUGAAACCCCCCACUGUUUAUCUCCAGUUCGACCCUUCGGAUCCUGUUGUCUCAUUUGCGGGGCGAUUCUGUCCACACCGACGAGUCACUGCACAGAGGGCAGUAGAAAGGAAAUCCUAACUAAAUUAAGAACCCUUAUUAGCGAGGAAAGUCUGAAGGAUCAUAUCCAACUCCAUGUGGAGUUUGUGGGCUCACAACAGUUUGGAAACUUCCUGGAGGCUAUAGUGACGAAUCGGGAUCGUCUUGAAUACAAUGAACGGAGCAUGGAAUUCUGGCAAAAUCAGAUCGAUUAUUGGAAUAAAUCGGGCACUACGUUGAAGGUUUCCGGUCGACCCUACAACCCAAAUGUGAGCUUCUCCUCGAUCAUUUUGAUACUCUUCUGCAUGGCCCUGGUUGGAUUGGUAUCCGUGGUAAUUUUGGCCCACUUUAUGCCGGAGAAUCGCUACCUAAACAGGAUACCCCAGUGGAUCCAUGAUCCCCGGUACUGGAGAUGGCGUCACUUGGGUGUGAGACUACGCAGGAACCUGCUGUUUAAUCGAUUUGAAAACGGCGGAGCAGGUGGUGGCUCCAGUGAGGGAGGUGCUUCUGGUGUGGAUCGUCUGGGUAUAAUGGCUUAUGAUCCGGAGAGCGGUGAAGUGAGGGAACGGUCCUUUGACAAUCCAAUGUUUGAGCAUGGAGCAGCAAUCGACGUAUCUGCCGAAGAAUCGCAGGAACAGGAACAAUGCUUGGGUGCCCCUAAAAUGGAGGCGGGUGAUCUGGAUGCCAGUAGUGUCGUGGAUGAACAGGAACUAAGUGAAAUUAAUUUAAAAACCUGCGAUGAUGAAACCGAUGAGGAGACCAUCUAAUAGGGUUAUUCUCAAUAAGGCAAAUAAAAAACUAGAAAUCAACCUAACUUGGGCAAUACGAUUUGUAUAUAUGCCCGCAUGUAUAACAAAAAUUUUCAUUUCUAUUUCAUUUUAGAAACAUUUGUUUAAAAUCAAUGAAGUUGUUUCGAUUAUUCAAUAAAUUUCUUCCUUAACGAAUAUAAUAGUUGUUGUAAUUACAUGAUAUACUUUCCAAACCAGAUUGCUAUAGGAGUUGACUCCAAAAGUUUACUUCACUUAUAAGUUAGAGGCGGAUACCAUAGGAUUAUUUUUGGAUAUGACAUAACCGAAAGUCAAUUAAAUACGCACAAUCGAUAAAUAGCGUGUAACAAAAGCUCAGAGAAACCAAAGGGCACCUGGUAAUGAUACCAGAUAAUUCAGUUAGCGGGGCUUUAAUGACGUCGCCUUUUGUCGCGAUGGCCUUGCUCCUUGACCUUCACUAGGGGGUGCUUUGGGGGCUGGGAAUCGAUAGUUGACAUUAGCUGCGAACAUAUUUCGAGGAGCCUUUGUCUCGGCUCUUAAAUAUGGUUCAUGUGUAUCCACAUCUAUUCAUAGAACGCUCUUGAAAAGGCGAGUGCCAGUGCGGAUUAAGCGUCCGUUUUCAGAUUUUAAUUUAGCUUCUGUCAAUUUAUUCUCGAGUGGAAAUACUUUGUACCACGGCGAUUGAGAGUGUGGUAGAUAAGCGCUCCUUAUCAGUAUCAAAGCGAAAGCAAAAAUACAUACAGUAUUCGCUCGAGUUCAGUUUACUAUACCAUUUUGGCCAAUUAAAUAAACGUAACUUUAAAAACAAAUGAAGUGACGAAUGAAAGGGAACUUCUGUGAAGAAACUAAACAAAUUAUAUUUUAUAGUAGUUGUU
Messenger RNA from Drosophila rhopaloa, 2418 nucleotides. RefSeq names its product protein amnionless (gene Amnionless). Gene Ontology annotation, biological process: intracellular protein localization; receptor-mediated endocytosis. Gene Ontology annotation, cellular component: endocytic vesicle; apical plasma membrane. The transcript has a single exon. The record is from RefSeq and is a predicted model, not a curated record. Lineage: Eukaryota; Metazoa; Arthropoda; Insecta; Diptera; Drosophilidae. The coding region runs from base 23 to 1543 and encodes 506 amino acids.